Molecule: messenger RNA, 402 nt
Organism: Oikopleura dioica
Lineage: Eukaryota; Metazoa; Chordata; Appendicularia; Copelata; Oikopleuridae
Source: the annotation of a GenBank genome assembly
AUGCGACUGUCUCCAAUUUACAACCGCGUUGCGAUCGGCUAUCCAAAUGGUCUCCUGAUCGCUGGGGUCGAGAUAGAGCGAAGCUGGGUGGCUGAGCUGAGUCCUGGUCCAGCGGAAUUCGGUGUUUUAGGCACACCGACUGUUAUCUUGUUCCAGGGAAGGAAAGAAAUAGCGAGAUACAACAACUCGGACCCCAAUUUCCAGCAGUUCAACAACUGGCUCCACAAGCACUCUAAACUGCCUCUUUACGAAAUCAAGGAAGAAGAACUCAAGGAAGAUUCAAUUCCUUCUGAGCCGAUUCCGACCGAGCUGACGAAGCCCUUUCCAUACGGUGUUUGGAUAAGCUACCUCUCACUAGCGCUCGUGAUUUUUGUGAGGAAAUGCUUUCCGCAAACUGUGUGA